This is a messenger RNA of Venturia canescens, 10446 nucleotides long. It is a transcript of the gene fry, whose product is annotated as Protein furry. Gene Ontology annotation, cellular component: site of polarized growth; cell cortex. The transcript is spliced from 40 exons. The coding region runs from base 241 to 10008 and encodes 3255 amino acids. Gene Ontology annotation, biological process: cell morphogenesis; neuron projection development. Lineage: Eukaryota; Metazoa; Arthropoda; Insecta; Hymenoptera; Ichneumonidae. The record is from RefSeq and is a predicted model, not a curated record.
AUUUUUUCGCGCAUCAUAAAAUUGUUACAAACGUCAGAUAGAUUAUUCGAUUAAAUAAAUCAGAUAAACGUUAUAAACAAUCAAGCUCUGAAAGUCUGUUUCGGAGUCGAGAAGACGUUUGUUCAAAUACGUCGGUAACAUGACGAUUUGUUUUUAUGACGUUUCGACGGGAUAAUUCACCUUGUCGUCAAACAUCGUCACUUUGACAUUACAGAAAUGGAUUGACAUCGAUCAUACAGUAUGUUGCCUGACACAGAGGUCAACAUAGACACCAUGACCGAAGAAGGAGAUACUCAACCAGGAAGCAGCGGGGAAGCUCACGCCGAAACAACGAACGACUCCCGAAUUCCUCAUCCUGAAGGCACUCAAGAAAGUGGAACUGACAACUCUUCGCAAUAUACGACCGCAACAUGCCAGGAUUCGUUGACCUUGCACUCAACAACACAAGCUGAAUGCAGCGACGCUGCGAGCAUUUAUACGGCUAGCACUUCCGUUUCCGGAUAUGAGACGAGUUCGAGCAGGGUUAGUGCCGUGACCGUGGUUUUACCGUGGGGCGCUCAAAAAGAAACCGUGAGACCACAACAGAUCGAAGACAUGGAUUUGAGACCCGGUGAAUUCGUGAUGCGGACUCUCUUUGCUGAUUUUACAUCACAAGCUGAAAAGAAGAUCGACGCGGUUAUGGCCGAACCCGAAAAGCCUUUAUCGAAAGUGCUGCAGAGAGGGGAAGAUGCUCAAUUCGAUCAAUUGCUGUCUGCUUUCGGCUCUGUAGCUGAACAUUGUUUACCGUCUAUACUGAGAGCAUUGUUUAGAUGGUAUGAGCGACAAUUAGUCGAUCAAGUAUUGGAUCAGAAAAAACCUGCGCCUGGAAAAGAGGACCAGAGAGGAAAAAGCAUAAUGUAUACAAUCGUGUCCGGAAGUGUGGAAACUGUGGAGAAAAGCGAGGGUGAUUUGCUUCAAGAACGGCGAGACCUCGCUGUUGAAUUCAUUUUUUGCCUGAUGUUGAUUGAGGUUCUGAGACAACUUCCGUUCCACCCCGGUCACGAGGACCUUGUAACGGAUAUCGAGAAUAUUGCAUUCAAGCAUUUCAAAUACAGAGAAGGCAUACAAAACGAGCCAAAUGCUGGCAACAUUCACAUAAUCGCUGAUCUCUUCGCCGAAGUGAUUGGCGUACUUGCCCAAUGUCGAUUUUUAGCUGUUCGAAAGAGAUUUAUGGUUGAGCUCAAAGAUUUACGAGCCAGAGAACCUGGACCACACACGACGCAGAGUAUCAUUUCGUUACUGAUGGGAAUGAAAUUUUUUCGCGUAAAGAUGGUACCAAUCGAGGAAUUCGAGGCCUCUUUUCAGUUUAUGCAAGAGUGUGCUCAGUAUUUUCUCGAAGUCAAGGAUAAAGACGUAAAACACGCAUUAGCAGGUCUCUUCGUUGAGAUUCUUGUACCGGUUGCAGCGGCCGUCAAGAACGAAGUAAACGUGCCAUGCUUGAAGAAUUUUGUGGAGAUGCUGUACUCAACAACGUUGGAUAUGUGUACCAAAUCGAAGCAUCGGCUCGCACUGUUCCCGUUAGUAACGUGCCUCUUGUGCGUCAGUCAAAAAACAUUUUUCCUCCAAAAUUGGCAUUAUUUUUUGGCGAUGUGUUUGUCGCACCUGAAAAAUCGUGAUCCAAAAAUGUGUCGUGUAGCUCUCGAGGCGUUAUAUCGUUUAUUGUGGGUGUACAUGAUCCGUAUAAAAUGUGAGAGUAAUUCAGCCACGCAAAGUCGUCUACAGAGCAUCGUGAAUUCCUUGUUUCCAAAAGGCUCGAAAGCUGUCGUACCGCGGGAUACGCCUCUCAAUAUAUUCGUCAAAAUAAUUCAAUUCAUAGCUCAGGAGAGGCUGGAUUUCGCUAUGAGAGAAAUCGUCUUCGAUCUACUAUCCGUUGGGCGUGUACCAGUCAAAAUAAUUCUAACUCCAGAACGGAUGAGCAUCGGGUUACGAGCGUUUCUCGUCGUAGCUGACAGUCUCCAGCAAAAAGAGGGCGAACCACCUAUGCCGAGGACGAUGGGUGUUUUACCGAGCGGCAAUACAAUACGAGUGAAGAAAACUUUUCUGAAUAAAAUGCUAACCGAAGAUACCGCACGGAGUAUCGGUAUGUCCUCCUAUUUCCCUCACGUACGUCGCGUCUUUGUCGAUAUUUUACGAGCUCUCGAUGUUCAUUACGGACGCCCGUUGAUGAUGACCAGCACACAGAACAUGAACAAAGAACCUGACGAAAUGAUUACCGGCGAUCGUAAACCAAGAAUCGAUUUGUUUCGGACAUGCGUCGCUGCCGUUCCUCGGCUUAUUCCCGACGGAAUGACCGGCCCCGAACUCGUUGAUCUUUUAUCGCGUCUCACUGUUCAUAUGGAUGAGGAAUUGCGCGGUUUGGCUUACCAGAGCUUGCAAACGUUGGUCCUCGAUUUUCCCGACUGGCGACAAGACGUAGUUCUUGGCUUCACCCAAUUUCUCGCCCGCGAUGUUCAAGACACUUUUCCCCAACUCAUCGACAACGGCCUCAGAAUGCUGCUACAACUUUUGACCAGUUGGAAAAACGCUCUCAUCAGUCCCAGUCCUAGAGCCAAGGAACAGUCGAUCGAUAAUACGAGAACGCACACUCGCAUUGAGCCUGGCGUUAAGAAAAGCGAAUCAUCACAGCGAGUUGAACCAGUCUCAAGCGUAUUUCAUCUCGUGGAAGGUUUCGCCCUGGUUAUGCUCUGCAAUUGUCGUCUCUAUCCUCGUCGUUUGGCAGUUCAUAUACUCCGAGAAGUGAAGCUUUUGUUGAAAGCUUUAGGUGGAUUAGAAACCGAUCAACCUGUAAUCGAUGUUAUAGACGCGUGUUGUCCAGUGGUUCUUGAAAAAUGUUAUCACAUGUUGCCACCUGCAGAAAAAGCAGCAGCAUCGACCUCGAAUGUCGAUCUUCAAUGGAUCGCGGAUCGGAGCAGUUGCGUUUGGACCGCAGGUUUCCAUGACGAGAAUAGCACGAAAAGUUCUUCUCUACUCAAUCUGAACGGUGCUGAUCCCUGGAGCACUUGUUUGUUUGCGUUCCUAGAGAGGGACCGAGUUCUCACCCUUUGUCCGAACGCUACUGCCCACUCUUGGCCAAUCGUUUUCACAAGAAUCAAUUCGUUAUUUUCCGUCGUAGAUCCAACGCCGGUUAACGAUAAUAGAGCAUCUUUACUGAGAAGCUCAACGACGGUCAGGAAGCCUGUAAACGAGCGUGAUGUUUAUAUGCACGUAUGGAAGAAUUAUCUGACGUUCGGUUAUCGGGUUGUGCCGCCGAUACCAAGCCCCAUAAUAAGAUGCGCGAGUCCGGAUCUCAGUCUCAGUGGUCAGCAUACGGUGGAGUUUGGUGUGUUGUGCAUGAGUAAGGAGUUGAGUCAGAGCCUGGAGAACCUCGGCGGGGCGCAGACCCUGCCGGGCCGAUUCUCCGUACCGUCCAUUUCCGGCAUCUACACCAGGCAUAAGCGGACCAGCUCGUCACCAGACAGCUUGUCAGCCGAGAGAGGUGACAACAAAUCACCUGGGAAUAACGCGAGUCCAGCUGCGCUUUACAAACUCACCGUCCCACUUCUGAGAUGCGAAGCCGUGGAUGUGCGCGAUGCCGCGGUUCAUGCCAUUGGAAAAGUCAACGCUGAUGCUCUGAAGGAUUUAAUGGAAGAAUUGGCAAUUUAUAUUCGAGAAGCUGUCGAUCGAAAGCAAGAGAACAUGAGAAGAAGACGUCGCCGUGAUGCCCUCCGGCUUCAGCUCGUAAGAGUUUUGGAGCUAAUCGCCGAAUAUGGUACCUUCGGUAUAUGUCCGGCUGUACUUGAUCGCGAAACGCAAUCUCUGCACCCGACUUUCGUUGAAUACAUAGACGGUGCAAGAGUGUAUCUGGAAAACGAAACCGACAAGGAAGCUCCGGCGGUACGAGAUAUUAAAUUGCACUUCUGCAAUUUCGUUCGUAAAAUGAUCAAAAGUUUUUCACUCGAGGCGUGUCAUUCAUUACUGAAGCGAGAUCUCCGAAGAAAUCUAUUCACGCUGUUUGCCAGUUGGGCCGGUCCUUAUGGACGACCCCUAACAAAUUCAUCCUCGACUCACGACGACGAUAAACUAUGCUCCGAACUUCAAUUAUCAGCUCUUCACGCCAUGAGCGGUUUGCUCUGCAGUGGUCCAUGCUUCAAUCCCCAGUCUCUAUCUGAGGAAGGUGCCAUUCUCUAUCAAUGGAUCGACCUUCUUCUAGCCAGUAAAGAUGAAAAGAUUUACACAUUGGCGCGUGAAACGGUAGUUCUUCUCCUGGAGGGCAAUCCGGAUAUAGGAACACUUUUGGACUGGGUAGUGGAUCGUUGUUACACCGGUUCACCGCAGGUUGCUGACGGUUGUUUUCUCGCUUUAGCGACCAUUUUUAGUGCCAGGGAAUAUCCUUGCGAUCAUUACACCAGUGUCAUUAACGUCAGUCUCAUGAAUACCGGAUGUCCAAGGGCUCCAGUUCACGACGCUGCUCUUCAACUCUUACAACUGCUGGAUCAGCGGUUCUUCGGUAACGUUGGGCCAUUGGCUGCUACUGAACCAGACAAUGGUCAGGAUGAUGGGGGCACGUCGGGAGGACACAACACUAGCGGCGGUGGUCCACUGGGUAAUUCAACGAAUGCGAGUGCAACUAUCAGAGGCGGCACCCUCGAUGCUCUGCUAUCCACGACCUACUGCCGUAACCAGAUGUAUCUCUCGAGACAGCUCGCCCAACUUCAUCCCGAACUCACGAUGCCUAUGUUCAGCGAAAUAACACAUCGAUUUCAGACAGCGAGACGCGAAGUACGACAAUUGUUGCUUCAAUACUUAUUGCCGUGGCUCCACAACAUGGAGCUAGUCGAUCCAAAUGUUCCUUCACCUUCCAAUCCAUCGAGCUAUUAUCAGUAUUAUGCGAGUGACAUGGCACGUGGUGGAGCACGCCGAGAGGGCUGGGGUAGCGCCGAAGCAACGGAAAUGGUUCUCAACAACUUGUUCUACAUAACAACGAAGUUCUCGGACGAACAUCCAAAAGAGGUCGAGGAACUUUGGGCUACUCUUUGUGGUUGCUGGCCGAACAACUUGAAGGUCAUUAUCAGAUAUCUCAUCAUCGUCUCGGGCAUGGCACCUCAAGAACUUUUACCAUACGCAAAGAGAGUGGUGUUAUUUCUGGCGAGGGCUCGACCGGAUCGUUUAGUGGACGAAAUGAUGAUUGAACUGCAAACAGUCGAGACAUUGAAUUGUCUUAUCGAGCGUACGGAAACUCCGCCUUUCUACAGGCUUACAAGUAUGAGGAAAGCUUCAUCCCACAGUGACGCACCACCGGCAGAUCCAGGAAAUCCAUCGCGAGAUUUGGCUGUUGAAAAAGGCACGAUACAUACGAAGCGUCACUCCGGAGAGGAUCCCGUUAAAACAGGAUCGAAAUCGGAUACCGCAUUGCGAGCAUUAGCCGGUUUUCCAACGCCAAGGAUAGAAAAGACAAGAACAGCGAGUGGGCCCCCGAUCCUCCCGGACGAUUUCUCCACUCCGACGACAGAAGCUGAGCUGACUACCGACGAGUCGAUCUACAUAACACGAACGGGUACAACGAUAACGAGCAACAAAGUUCCUGGUCACGGUGAAAAAUUCGAUAUUCCCCAACCGCAUCCACUACCGAUGCCGGAGUACGGUGGCUACUUUGCACCGUUGACGGAGUACCUUCCGGACAGUUCACAGCCGAUUAGCGGUUUCCACAGGUGCAACAUAGCGGUGAUGCUGAUAACGGACGUGGUGGUCGACGGCGUGCAGCUCGAUUGGGCGAUCCACGUACCCCUCAUGUUGCACAUCGUGUUCCUCGGUCUCGAUCAUUCUCGUCCCCUCGUGCGUGAUCACUGUCGCGCCCUGUUGCUCAAUCUCCUCGUAGUGCUGGGCGAUCAUCGCGAUCAUCUCGGGGUAGCGCGCGUUUUGUUGGCUUCGAGAACGGAGCAACUGGGGCUCGGUUUAACGACCCCGGCGUUGCCAGUUAUCGAGCACAAUUUCACCGAGGUUGAUCCCGAAUUCGACAGUUAUCUGUACGGUCCACCAACGACGGUGCCGCCACCGGCAACCCCGCCGCAGUUGAAUUCGCCUCCGGAAACAAGCUCGACACCAGCCGUCACAAUUCCACCGCCACCGCCGCCGCCUCCGCCGCCUCCUCCUCCGCCACCGCCGCCCCCGCCUCCGCUGCCUCCUCCUCCGCCACCUCCACCGCCUCCUCCGCCACCUUUACCCGAUUCCUCUGAUGUUUCACCGGCGUGCUCGCCGACCCCAACGCUCUCUCACGCGGCUGGCGCGAGUGUUGCAAAUCUCUCGCAUCCCUCGCAAUCAUCCACGAGGGACAACGCGAGUUACGAGGCUUCGAACAAUCGCGCCUGGCCCCCGACGUCGGCACCAACUUCCGGGGCUCUACCGGUUAUCGUCACACCCGAGGAUGCUACCAAUUGGGCGGUCCCCCAUCCCGGACCAAAUAUGGCCAUCCAAGAUGUCAUUAAGUCACUCAUUAAUUUCUUAGCGUCGCGGAUCGAUCAGCCCCUCUGGAACUAUGAGGAUAUGACCGCAAAAGUAUGGUGGGUCCGGAGCGCCGAACAGUUGACGAUCCUCUUGAGACACGUGCUUCGAGUUUUCCGGGAUUCGUUGCCUCACGCCCACGUUAGUCAACGCUGGGCCGAGACUGCUCUACAAUUGGGGCUUUCCUGUUCUUCGAGACACUACGCCGGCAGAUCUCUUCAGGUUUUUCGUGCCCUCAGAGUUCCCAUCACCUCGAGGAUGCUCUCGGACAUACUUUCGAGACUGGUGGAAACGGUAGCCGAGCAAGGCGAGGACAUGCAGGGCUACGUCACCGAAUUACUAUUGACGCUCGAAGCGGCCGUUGACUCUUUGGAAUCGGAUUUUCGACCGUUGGACUUUAUGAAAGAAAUCUUUAAAUCAACGCCCAAUCUGAAUAACAAAGAUCCUGCUUCCGGUAUGAUAAUCGGGGGUAAAAGAAGCUCGGGCGGCAUCGGCAAUCCAACUGGAUCACACGUUUUUACCCAUCUUCAUCAGACUGGACAUACGCGCAGUACGAGCUAUUCCGUCAGUUAUUGCAUGAGGAAAACUAGUGGCUCCGGGAGCGCCCCCACCAGCGAUCCGAAAGAAUUGGACACCCGCGUUGGCUGCAACAAGUAUCCAAACACAAAUUUGUCGAGAUCGCGAUCGGCGCAAUCGUUGAAAUUACUCGGUGAUUCGGCUACUCAGGACGACAAAAUGACGAUACUCGCACAAUUGUUCUGGUUGUCCGUGUCCCUUCUGGAAUCCGAUUACGAGCACGAAUUCUUGCUCGCUCUCAGACUCCUCGGUAGGGUUUUACACAGAUUGCCGCUGGAUCGUCCAGACGCCCGAGAUAAAGUUGAAAAAUUGCAACAACAAUUGGGCUGGAAUUCUUUUCCCGGUGUUCACGCGCUGCUUCUCAAAGGUUGCACUAGUCCAAACACUUACGAGCCCGUUGUCACGCUCUUGUCACAAUUCACAACGUUACUGGAUCUACCGGUCGUCGAUCCCACACAGAGCCUCGCUUUUCCCAUGAACGUCAUAUCAUUGCUGCCUUACAUGUUACUCAAUUACGAAGACGCCAACGAGUUGUGCAUCAGAAGUGCUGAAAAUAUUGCUCAAGUGAGCGCAGAAAAAGGCAAGAAACUCGACCACCUUGGCACUGUGAUGACCCUCUACAGUCGUCGCACAUUCAGCAAAGAGAGCUUUCAAUGGACGAAAUGCGUUGUCAAAUAUCUUUAUGACACUUACGCCCAUCUCAGUUUCAAUAUGCUGGCAUUUCUUGUCGAGGUUUUGGAGAAAGGACCGAGCAGUGUGGCACUUCCUGUACUGAGUAUAAUACACUGUUUGCUUCACUACGUGGAUCUCGCAUCGCCAGCCGCUCAACCGAUAAAUACUGAGUUAUUGAGAGUCAUCUCUAAAUACGUUGAGGGAUCUUACUGGAAAGAGGCUUUGAAAAUUUUGAAACUCGUGGUAACGAGAUCGUCGACCCUAGUGGCACCACCUACGUCAGUUCACGGCCCUUCGUGGGAACCUUCCUUGACUUCGCCCCAUCCUAGUUUCACCGAUACUGAAAUAUUUACGAAGAAAGAAUUACCGGGGAGAACGAUGGACUUUACGUUUGACGUUAUGAAGACUCCUGUUAUUGGUAAAAGAUGGUUGAAACGUCCGGUUGACGAAGAAAAAUCUUUAGGCUCGCCGAGACGCUCCUUGUCACUUUCACCCGCAGACAGCAGCGCCAUUUCUGGGUGGAAAAGACCCUGGAUGUCGCAGGGACGUGUACGAGAAUGCCUGGUUAAUCUGCUAAGGCCGUUCGGCCAACCGGUUGGCCUGCCCAAGAGUCCGUCCGUAAUAUUCAGCCAAAGUUCGGAUCUCAUGGAGAGACAAUCAUCAAUGGCGUCGUCGACGGAAGAAGUAUCUGGUGCUAACAACGAUUUGAGCGGAGGAUCUCGACGCGACGAUGAACAAUUUGGUGUCUUCAAGGACUUUGAUUUUCUUGAGUACGAGAGUGAGAGCGUUGAGGGUGAAAGUACUGAUAACUUCAAUUGGGGAGUGCGAAGAAGACCUCUCAGCGAGGGCGAGGAAAGAGAACCAAGUUUUCGCCAUUUCGAGGAAAGUCUCAGCGAAAAAACACCUUCGUCGAGCAAACACACGACUCGGCGUUGCGUGGCGGAGGAAUCCUCGGACGAUGAAAUCGGUUCGGAAUCGCCAUUAGACGAAGUUCCGGGUGGCUCUGGAACGGGACAGGAAGUUAACAGUAUUCCUGGAAUGUUUCCACCCUCUUCAUUGUCUCUGAUACCGAGUCGCUCGCGUCACGAUUCAUCUACGAGAUCCGAUACGUCGGGAUCAAGUGCUGGAGAUUUGGGUGAUGUAACUCCGUGCAACGCUUCACCGAAUCUAUCAGCUUUGAUGCCUUUCCGUCAGGUCGUACGCGACGACGCCGAAGAAAUUUGGCGACAGCAGAUACAGAAUUUGAUUACCCAAUCGCCUUACAAUACUUUAGACUUUUUUCAUCUUCUUAGCAGAAUUCUCAGGGAUGUAAGCAGCAAAUCCGUAGGGCUAACACGAGAGUCCAGCGCUUUGUUGAACAACGGAAGUUCAGCUUCGUCUCAGUUAGCUUCCCAUUUAUCUAAUCAUGCUGAGUUAUUGAGCUCCAAAGCUGAACCGCCUCUUGUUUGGUAUUCAAUUGCGGUAUUUGCAAAUCAAAGAAUGAACGAAAGUCUGCGUUUCGGGAUGCUGGAGAUACAAGAACAUCUUGAGACUUUUCUUGACAAAAAGGAUCACGCUACUGAGUGUCUUGAAACAGUCAAAGCAACGCACAAAUUACAAGUGCUCGGUGAGUCUCACAGUGGUGAUUCCGGAUUCGAGGAAAUGUUGCCAGGCCUCGGACGAGCUUUAUACAAGCUUCAUUUUCAACUGCUGCUGCUCAUUGAAGCGUCAAACAAAAUGCUCAUUGCCUUGAUGAAAGCGACGAAAAAUGUGUCGAUACAGUUACAAGACAUGUCAUCGGAAAUAGCGAGCAUGAAAAUGGCUCUGGGACGUGCCCUCGAGGAAAGUACGGAGAGCGAGCGUGGCACCCCAACACCAACACCAAGUCCAAGUCCGUUGCCAGGAAGUGGAGCAAACGAGGAAGUUGCCAGAAUUGUUGAGCUAUUGAGAUCGGCUCGAUGGUCCUCAGCUCUCGAAGCGGUCAGAUUGCACAGAGCUCAAUGGCCGGGUGAUCCCUUUCACGAUGACGAUGACGUUACGACAGCUGUUCAUAUGUACUGUCGUUAUUUAGGACAGGAAAGAUCUGAUUUAUUCGUGAUGACAAGAAGUGAUCACGAGAUGAAGGAGAUCGUCGACCGACUAAUGGAUAGUCUGUUCCAAGUAUUGGCCGCAGUAACAGGACUCGAAGCCUCAGUCAAAGUCUCUACGAUUCAGGGUGAUCGCGUUCAAAUAUCGAGUCACUCGCAUCAUUCGAAAACCGACUGAAUCCAAUUUUCUACCACGGAUUAAUUAUACGAAAAUCUUACACUCGUUAAUUAGUAUGUAAUUACUCUUGUCGCGUGAUACAUGAAAAGAAAAUCCACGGCUACAAAAAAGACACAUUGGAUUUAUUUUGUUGACCGAUGUGUACACGGGCAUAUUACUAUUUUUAGGAACAAGAAACAUAAUUGCUGUGUAAUUAAUUUACGUUGUGAUUGAAGGGAUGAGAAAGCAGAAUUGAAGAAGCGAAUGAAGAUAAAGCAGUCGCUGUUCUUUUUUUCUAUUUCUUCCUUUCUAUUUUAUAAUUGUGCACAAAAUAGAAAAACAAAACGAAAGGAGUGUGUGAGAGAGAGAAGAAGACGAAGAGAAAAGAGUACGGAACCAUGACUGACAAAAGUCGAAAUGAUUCUUUGAUCAAUAAAGUUCAAAAUGAGUUUAGUUUAA